AUAAUCAUCUGGGCCUUCAGAGAGCGCAGUCAGGGCUGCACUGGGCACUUCAGCGGCCUCCGUGCCCCCGAAUCCGCCCCCUGACCAUCUUAUCGGGCGCGUAGAGUGCUUUACAAGGUGUUUCGAGUGACUUUCCCAUGAGACUCACUCUCUGCGCAUCGCAUCGGGAAACGAGUUCCCCGGGGAAUUGCUCAACGAGGCCGCCCACAGUGAAAGUGGCCCCCAAAUGGGCGCUUAUAAAGACACCCCCGGCCCGGGCGGCCUGUUUAGUCACACAGAGAAGGCGAAACGAUGAAAGUGAUCGCAGCUAUUGCACUCCUGGCAUGCUUGGCGGCCGCCGUGCCGCUCCCGGACGGCCUGGAGCCGCGCAUCCCGGUGCUGGAGCGGACGGAGGUGAGGGACGAGCAUGGGCAGUACGCGCUGAGCUAUCUCACGGCCAACGGCAUCGCCACGGCCGAGCAGGGCGCGCUCAAGCAGUCGGCGGGCGGGAACGUGCUGGUGCGCCAGGGCUCCUGGGCGUACCUGGGCCCCGACAACGUCAAGUACGUGGUGAACUACGUGGCAGACGAGAAUGGGUAUCGUGCCACUGGCAGCCACUUGCCGGAAGCGCCGGCGAUUCCCUGAGUGUAUGUGUGUGGCAAUAAAGUCGAUGAGUCAGG
Molecule: messenger RNA, 659 nt
Organism: Phlebotomus argentipes
Lineage: Eukaryota; Metazoa; Arthropoda; Insecta; Diptera; Psychodidae
Product: endocuticle structural glycoprotein SgAbd-5-like
Exons: 2
Coding region: 292-624 (110 amino acids)
Cellular component (GO): chitin-based extracellular matrix
Molecular function (GO): structural constituent of chitin-based larval cuticle
Source: RefSeq, a predicted model, not a curated record